Messenger RNA from Nematocida homosporus, 1449 nucleotides. RefSeq lists its product as uncharacterized. The record is from RefSeq and is a predicted model, not a curated record. Bases 1 to 1449 code for a protein of 482 amino acids. Lineage: Eukaryota; Fungi; Microsporidia. The transcript has a single exon.
AUGAGGCCUUCUUUUGAAUUAAUAGGAGUUGUUUUGACCUGGCUACUGGGCUGGACUGGUAAAGUGAGUAAGGCGCAAGAUAUGCCAGAUGCAACGCUGUUAAGUCACUGUCUCGUAGAUGAGAGUGGAUCACGGAUUAGUUCUAGAAUAAUCGAUUAUUCUGCUAACCCAAGGUGUCAACAAUACGGUACCGAUGAUCCGGGUGAAGAUGCUUUUGGGUCUGACGUUGUGUUCAGCUGGAAUACUGAUUGGUCUGAAGUAAGGAAUAGGGGCGGUUUUGGCUCGACAAAGAACCAGCAGGCCCUUGUAAUGGUUGAACAUUGCCGGGAAAUUAUCAUACCAACUCUCCAACAGUGUGAAGUUGAUCUUGAGAUUGGUCUGCUAAGGGAUAGAGACAAUCAACUAAACUCAGAGCUUCAAAUUCCUUUUGAUCAUAUCCGAACGUUUUCUAACGACCUUAAAAAGCUAAAUGGCACUGUCACAAAUAACCAACUUAACACCUUAUUCAAGGAUGCACGUCCUAAGAAUCUCGAUGUGAUAGACGAUGUGGGCCAACGCCCUAUCUCUAUCCUUCUAGGGGUUAUUAAGUUUAGCAGUGACCAAUGCGACUUUAGGGAUUUAACUAGUAAUGAUAUCAAAAAUGCCGUUAGCCAGUGGAAGGCGGUUAUAAGCGAGUCCUCAGCCGCAACUAUCAAAAACGUUUGUUUAGAGAGGCAGCUUAGACAUUUCUUGUAUCGUGUCCUAAGAUCACAGUUGUAUAUUGCUAGCUUUAUUAACAUGCCUAAUACCCCAUUGGGUAAGUAUGUCCAGUUUAAGCUUAGUACUGCCACAAUGAGUGCUUUAACUCCCCUGUUAAAUCUAUGCGUGCUUAAUGCUAUCAAAGAUAUGCCGACAGAAAGGGCCGUCAACCAUAUAUACCAAGCUAUAAAUAGUGCCAAGAAUGUGACAUGGUCGGACUGGACGCAGCACGUGGACCCAAUAGAUAUGCGUCUUACCAACUUAAGCAAUCAUAUAGACGAACCUAAUAGCCAUGCGGACUUUACAGUUUCAGAGGUUAAAGCCAUAUCUGCCGAUCUGGAUGCAUUGUUAGACCAUGUAAAGUAUGUGUUAGAUGGUGUAAAGGCAUUCUAUGCAAACAUUGAUGCUCUGACGAUCAAAUCUCAGACCUCCUCCAGCAUUCACGAGUGUGUGGACUAUGUCGUUGCCACAACAAACGCAGAGCAAUGUACCGCCGAAAUGACUAUGAAUGAUAUGACAAUUACUAAGGGCAAGAAUACAACGAAGGAUCAGGAUGAUAUGGAAAUGACUGAGGAUAAUAACACCACACCAAGCCCAUCAUCUGCUUUCUCUCUCAGACCUUGGGGUGUGUUUAAUCCUCUCCUGCUCUAUGGAGCUAUUAGCAGUUUAUUCUGGGCCCAUUUCACUCAUCUGUUCGGGCCACAACCAUAG